Molecule: messenger RNA, 1332 nt
Organism: Aethina tumida (small hive beetle)
Lineage: Eukaryota; Metazoa; Arthropoda; Insecta; Coleoptera; Nitidulidae
Product: protein preli-like
Exons: 5
Coding region: 189-827 (212 amino acids)
Biological process (GO): phospholipid transport
Cellular component (GO): mitochondrial intermembrane space
Molecular function (GO): phosphatidic acid transfer activity
Source: RefSeq, a predicted model, not a curated record
AGUCGACUCGAGUAGAUCUCACAGUCUUGACAGUUGUUAUUAUUGUUGCAAUUUUUGUCAUAAAGCGUGGCAGAAUGUCUCUUCACGUGCAACAAUAAACCUCCGUAUCAUGUAAAAUUCAAGUGUACACGAGUGUUACAUAAAUCCAGCGAACGAGUCUGUCACAAGGACGACAUAAUCAAAAAAACAUGCCGCGAUUCUUCGAACAAACAACAAUUUUCAAUUACUCGUGGGAGCAGGUGGCUCAAGGAUUCUGGAAACGCUAUCCCAACCCCAACAGCAAACAUGUGUUGACGGAAGACACCGUCCAAAGGGAAAUCAGGGCAGGAAGGCUGUUUUCGAAGCGCCUGUUGAGCAAAACGAAUUCGAUUCCGAAAUGGGCUGAGCGCUUUAUCACUGCCAAACAUGUCAAUAUCGUUGAGGAAUCGAUCGUCGAUCCAAAGAACAAAGUGCUCAUUACCUAUACAAGAAACCUUGGAUAUGCUAAAGUGAUGAGUGUCACUGAAAAGGUUGUGUAUAAAGAGAGUGAAGAACAUCCUGGCAAAACUGUAGCAUUAAGGACUGCCUGGAUUGAUUCACAAGUUAGGGGAUUCAGUAGAGCUAUUUGUGCUUUUGGCUAUGAGAGAUUUAAGAAGAACUGCAAUAAAAUGGCGGGUGGUUUCAAUUACGUCCUAUCGAACUUGUUUCCUGCCCAACACACAAUUCCAUCGACUUACGCCACAGUUACGGCGGCUACCAAGUUGAAAGACGCCGCCAAGAAUGCAUCAGAAUUGGCGAAGGCUAAGGCCGCACCUAUCUACGCUUCCCUUAAUCCAAACAAGUCCUAGUAGAGGAACGAGGGCGCGGAUGAUACUAAUACCUGAUAGUACUAUUGUUUGAUGCCCCGUCUCAGAGAUGCAAUGGUCUGAUAACAAAACCACCCUCAUGGUGGUAUCAAGUACAACUUUACAUAAAAUGUAACUGGGAUUAAAUGUUUUUGUAUAAUAUAGUUAAGGAGUUAUAGACAGUAGGAUAUACAGGGGUUUAAGUAACAUUCCUGAAACUCCUUCGUUACGAUAAAUUGUAGCAUUUCGUGUGCUAGAUCUAUAAGGAAAAUAUAAUUUAGAGUAACUAAUGUAACUAUUUAAUUUUACUUUCGAAUUAUUUUAGGUUCCAUAACAGAUUGUAAUGGGAUUUUUUCUUACUUUUCUACAAAUGCAAUAUUUUUUUUUGUAAAAACUAGUCAAUGACUUUACCGGUGGGAGAAUCAUUCAUAUGUGUAUAUAAUGUUAGGAUAGACAUAGUUUAAGUCUGGUGUAUCCAUUUAUUGUUAAUAAAAUUUUAAACAUUAAA